Molecule: messenger RNA, 1287 nt
Organism: Arthroderma uncinatum
Lineage: Eukaryota; Fungi; Ascomycota; Eurotiomycetes; Onygenales; Arthrodermataceae
Product: eukaryotic translation initiation factor 5
Exons: 4
Coding region: 1-1287 (428 amino acids)
Biological process (GO): formation of translation preinitiation complex; translational initiation; formation of cytoplasmic translation initiation complex
Cellular component (GO): cytosol
Molecular function (GO): translation initiation factor activity; eukaryotic initiation factor eIF2 binding; GDP-dissociation inhibitor activity
Source: RefSeq, a predicted model, not a curated record
AUGGCUAACAUCAACAUUCGUCGGGACAUUUCCGACCCUUUCUAUCGGUAUAAGAUGGAGCGUCUCCAAGCCAAGAUCGAGGGCAAGGGCAACGGUAUCAAAACUGUUGUCGUCAACCUGAACAGCGUUGCCCAGUCCCUCAGCCGACCCCCAUCCUAUUUGAUCAAGUAUUUCGGCUUCGAACUUGGAGCACAGGCAAACUCUAAACCCACAGACGAUCGUUGGAUCAUCAACGGUGCUCACGACGCUCCCAAGCUUCAGGACUACCUGGACGGUUUCAUCACCAAGUUCGUCCUCUGCAAGAAGUGCAAGAACCCCGAGACUGACGUCGUCAUCAAAGACCAGUCUAUCAUUCUUGAUUGCAAGGCCUGUGGUGAACGCUCAGAUGUGGACCCCCGUCUCAAGCUCAGCUCCUUCAUCUUGAAGAAUCAACCGAAGAAGGGAAAGAAGGAUAAGUCAACCAAGAAAUCUCGCCGAGAGAGGAACAAGGAGAAGGGAGAGAAUGGAGAGAAUGGGGAAACAAACGGUAGCCCAGGAGACAGCAAUGGUUCUGAUAUGGGAGACGACAAUGGUGACGUGGGUGUUGAUGCUCACAGUGAUGACGAACUCACUCGUCGAAUCAAGGCUGAGGCCCAGGCAAUCGAGCAUACUGAUGACAUCGAUGACGAUGAAUGGGCCGUCGAUGUCUCAGAGGAGGCUGUCAGGGCCCGUGCUCAAGAGCUUCCCGAUGACCUCAAGCGCACUCUCGUUUUCAACGACGGUGACGGCGAUGAGGAUGGCGAAAACGCAGUCGCUAGCUCCUAUGAUCAAUUUGGAAGCUGGAUCAUCGAAACUGCCGAGAAGUCCGACAAAGGUGCCGCAGGUGUCAGCGAUGUUGACAUCUACGUGAAGGCUAAAGAGUUCGGCAUCGAAUCUAAGCACAAGACCCUUUCGGUUUUGGCUCAGAUCCUGUUCGAUGACAACAUCGUCAAGCAGAUUCCAACUCGUGCUGGUCUCUUGAAGAAGAUGAUUACUUCCGAGCGCCAUGAGAAGGCUCUUCUCGGAGGAACCGAACGUUUCGUCGGCAAAGACCGCCCAAACCUUCUCCCAAUGGUGUCCUCCAUCCUUCUCACGUACUACCAAAACGACUUGGUUUCCGAGGAUUUGCUUAAGAGCUGGGGCACCAAAGCCAGCAAGAAGUACGUCGACCUAGCUACCAGCAAGAAGGUUCGCAAGUCCGCUGAGAAGUUCCUCGAGUGGCUUGAGACUGCCGAGAGCGAAGACGAAAGCGAGGAAGACGACGAGUAA